GCAAAAAAAAAUAUAGAAAUGACGUGCCAUAAAAUCCAUUCCUUAUAUGGGCACUCAUAAGUCGGUGGAUCUCAUCCCAUUGGAACUCCUAAUCCUUAUCCUAAUAAUCAUAAUAAUCAUCCUAUAAAUACUCUAGCGAAGAAAGCCUCAUUAGAAUAAGUAACAUACACAAUACAAAAUCAAAUUUCAUUUGUUCAAAAUCAAUUCACAUAAUUAAUUUCUUCAUAACUUGGUUUUCUUCCGCAUCAAAUUUUCAUCACGUACAAUGUCUUCUGAUCUCUCCGUCAUUCUCCCUCGUGUUUUAAUUGUCUCUAGACGAACCCUUCGCAAGAACAAGUUCGUUGAUUUUGUUGGUGAAUAUCAUCUUGAUCUUAUAGUAAGCUAUGGCGCGGUACCGGUCAUAGUUCCACGUGUUUCCGGGGUCCAUAUGUUGUUAGAUAGCUUUGAACCAAUCCAUGGUGUUCUUCUAUGUGAAGGAGAAGACAUUGAUCCAUCAUGGUAUGAACAAGACACACAAUGUCUUUCACAAGAGGAAUUAGAUGAAAUAAGAAAACUACAUGCAAGUGACACAUUAAUUGAUAAAGAAAAAGAUUCAAUUGAAUUAGCACUGGCCAAACUUUGUCUUGAAAGAAACAUUCCAUACAUGGGAAUUUGUAGAGGAUCACAACUCCUAAAUGUAGCAUGUGGAGGUACUUUAUAUCAAGAUAUAGGUAGAGAGAUUUCAAACAAGUGUUUAGAUGAGAGUGAAAUGGUGAUGCAUAUGAACUAUGAUGAUUAUGAUGGUCAUAGACAUGAGGUGAAAAUUGUUGAAAAUACACCUUUGCAUCAUUGGUUUAAGGAUUCUUUGGAAGAUGGGAAAAUGGAUAUUUUGGUAAAUAGUUAUCAUCAUCAAGGUGUUAAGAGACUUGCACAACGUUUUGUUCCAAUGGCUUUUGCCCCUGAUGGUUUGAUUGAAGGGUUUUAUGAUCCUGAUGCUUAUAAUCCCGAAGAGGGUAAGUUUAUUAUGGGUUUGCAGUUUCAUCCUGAGCGUAUGAGGAAGCCUGAUUCAGAUGAGUUUGAUUAUCCGGGAUGCCCCUUCGCUUAUCAGGAAUUUGUAAAGGCAGUUGUUGCUUAUCAGAAGAAGCUGAAUAGUUUAGCAUCUAUCCAAAAGCCUCUAAAGCUUAAUAAGGAAAUGGAAAACAAAAGGAAAACUAUAGUGCGUAGUUUCUCACUUGCAAAAGACCUCUACAAUCAUCAUGGCCAUGGCAUGAACCCCGCCAAAGAAUCUGAACUUCAAGCUGGGGCAGAGUUUCUUGAGUCAAACACAGCCUUGACUGUGCAACAAGAAAACAGGUUAAAGCAAAUGGGUGCAACAGUUAGGAAUUCAGGGUCAUACAUAGAGAGAUUGAAGCAGAAUGAGGAAAGAGAAAAAAUGGCAAGAAAUGCAAUGGAAAAAAUGUCAGUAGAACAAUUAUCAGAACUUUUGUCUUUCUAUCACACUAUGGGACAAAUUAGUUCAGAAAUAUUGGAGAAAAAAAUACAUGACAUUGUCGAUAUAUGAUAAUAUUAGUUUUUGUUUCCUUCCUCUGUCUUUUGUUGACCUUGUUGUGUGGUAUUUGUACCAAGUUUGAUGUGCUACACGUUGUAUUGUUCCUAAUUUCUUUAUUUGGUAAGAGUGCUAUUUUUGUAACAAUCCAUUUUUAUUUUUAUUUUGUCAAUAAUUAUUUCCACCGAACAAAUAGAGGUUUUGGAAUUCAA
Messenger RNA from Trifolium pratense (red clover), 1737 nucleotides. Its product is annotated as putative glutamine amidotransferase GAT1_2.1. Gene Ontology annotation, molecular function: hydrolase activity, acting on carbon-nitrogen (but not peptide) bonds, in linear amides. Bases 266 to 1540 code for a protein of 424 amino acids. The record is from RefSeq and is a predicted model, not a curated record. The transcript is spliced from 4 exons. Lineage: Eukaryota; Viridiplantae; Streptophyta; Magnoliopsida; Fabales; Fabaceae. Gene Ontology annotation, cellular component: cytosol.